Molecule: messenger RNA, 2708 nt
Organism: Oreochromis aureus
Lineage: Eukaryota; Metazoa; Chordata; Actinopteri; Cichliformes; Cichlidae
Gene: b3gnt9
Product: UDP-GlcNAc:betaGal beta-1,3-N-acetylglucosaminyltransferase 9
Exons: 7
Coding region: 538-1992 (484 amino acids)
Cellular component (GO): membrane
Molecular function (GO): hexosyltransferase activity
Source: RefSeq, a predicted model, not a curated record
ACAAAUAUCUUUUUUACACACACACACAAAUUCUUUUUACACAUACAAAUCUUUUUUACAAGUACAAAAUAUUUAUGACCACAAUUUGAGCUCAUAAGUAACUCACACUUUAACCAUUAGCACUCCAAAAGUAAGACAGGCUAGCUUUUGCCACGGUACACAACGAACACUUGUUAUUUCCUACAGCACCUCAACGCAGCAUGAGAAGAGCCGUCCUACGCCAGGUCAGAGUGAGAAACACCUUCAGAGUUUUCAUCUCGUCUUUGAGCGUGUUUCGGACUCAUGAAAACAGCACACGGACAGAUGUGCGCUAUUUUACUUCCCCUCGCGGUUUUCUAGAAACUCUGGAAGUCGGUUUACUUUGUUAGAGCAGAAGGAGCCCACGCUGGAGCCCAGAUGCUUUUAGUUUGACCCUCUGUCUGCCUUCUCGGGAUGCUCUCACGUCACAAGUUUUGCAGACUAGUCAGCAAAACCAAAUCGAGUGUCUUCCAGCUCCAAGUACCAGUCAGUCUGCCAGGCUGGUGCAGUAACUGACCAAUGCAUUCCUGCUUAAUACUUCACUACAGUCAGCGUCUUCAAACGAUGCUGAGAAGGAUGUUGAUGACGAGGAGGCUCCUCCAUGUGAAAGGAGACGUGAUGUGCACAGUUCUGCUGCUGGUGCUGUUCUGUUUCCUGCUGUAUGUCCGACACGUUGUGCUCUCCUCUGGAUGGGAUAGACCUCUGUGGAAACUGCACAUCCACGGCUCCACCAGCCCCAGUCGGACCCUCCUGGGAGCCACUGGUACUAAAGUGGGCCAGGACUUUCAAGGGGCAUUCCUGUCCAGGGCUUCAGGGGUCCAGCCACCUCCAUGUAAACCCCAGUCCAGGUCGAAACCUCCCCAACCCAAAUCCAAGUCUAAGGGCAAAUCCAAGUCACGAAGGAGGAACGCUGUGCCGACCAAGACUGUGGCCAAUCCCCUACCCACGAUACCACCGUUUGACUUUGAGGCUUAUCUGAGAGAAAAGGACAACAGAAAUUUCAAGCUGCUCAUAGACCAGCCAGAAAAGUGUCACAUCAGAGGAGCAGAGGAACAAGGAAGAGGGUCUAACAGUGCCCCUUAUAUGCUCAUUGCAGUGAAAUCCAUAGCAGCAGAUUUUGAUAAACGUCAGGUAGUACGCCGGACGUGGGGCAAGGAGGGACAUUUUGAAAAUGGCGUGUCCAUCCGCACAGUUUUCCUCUUGGGUGUUCCUAAGAAUCGAACCGCUCUGCCUCUGUGGGAUCGGCUCCUGUCUUACGAGAGUCAAACCUAUAAGGACGUCCUGCUGUGGGAUUUCGAAGACACCUUUUUCAACCUGACGCUAAAAGAAACGCACUUUCUGAACUGGAUCAACAGCAGCUGUCCUCGUGUCAAGUUCAUCUUCAAAGGUGAUGCCGAUGUGUAUGUUAAUGUGGAAAACAUACUGGAAAUGCUACGAGGUCAACAGCCAGACGAGGAUCUGUUUAUCGGUGAUAUUAUUAUCCGUGCUAAACCCAUUCGCCGGCGCACUUCCAAGUACUAUGUGCCAGAGUUUUUGUACGGAGGGGGUCUGUACCCCGAUUAUGCUGGCGGAGGAGGGUUCGUUAUGUCGGGACACACAGCUCGGAGACUGAGCUCUGCCUGUCGACAGGUGGAAUUGUUCCCCAUCGAUGAUGUCUUUCUGGGAAUGUGCCUCCAGCUGAUCGGCAUCAAACCAUCGCGACAUCAGGGCUUUCGGACCUUUGGAAUUCCCCGACCGUCAGCAGCUCCUCACCUUCAGACGUUUGACCCUUGUUUUUACAGAGAACUCAUGGUUGUUCACAGCCUCAGCGUCCCCCAAAUCUGGCUCAUGUGGAAUCUCCUGCACGACCCCAAACUGAGCUGCCACAACAGGACCGGCCGGACGCCCCGGCCUUUUAAAUGGAGGGGGGGGCUGGGAUCGAUGAUGGGGGAGGAGACGGACUACGAUGAGAAACGGGUGUUUGUCUCACAUUAGUGACCUUACAAAAUGGUCAUAGCGCGAGACUGGAAAGGCUCGUGAGGCGUUCAAAAGCACAGCUGAGUCAUAUGAGACUUUAUACAAGCUGGCAGGCAGUCGUGGGGGAAAUGAAGUGACGAAGGUCAAAUGUGUUCCAGAUUAUUGAGAAAGAAAGCCCAGAGGGGAUUUUAGUUUUGACAUCAGAGCCCCAUCUGUCUUUUCACACUGUGGCUGUGAACAGUUGGGACUUUUAAACCUUAACAGUGUUUUGUUUACAGUGUUUAUGUCCAUAUAGUUCCACGAGAACAACCAAAGACAGUGCGGUUAGCUGGUUUAACCCCAUUUGCUUGAAGUCGUCACGUUGUUAACAUUCAGACUGGACAAGACUGGAAAUGACUUUGUGUAGUGAGAAGGCAGCAGGGAUUUUUAGAGAUGCUCCUCUCUUCUUUGUAACGCUGCCCAGAGGCGCCAAUGGACGGUCGCAUUAUCUGUUCCCCAGAGGAGCAGCAAAUCAAGUCUAAAUAGAAACCAUGUGCAUGAUGCAAACCAAAUGGGACCAAGGCUCACUGAAACAUGCACGCUAACUAAACCUCUGCUGAAGUUUGGGCGUAUCCUGUUUCCUGAAUCUCUUUACAACAAGAGGACAACUCUGAGUAAUCUGCCAAAGUUCACACAUGUAUGCAGAUUACAUUUAUGUCCGUUAAAACAAAAUAAACAAUCUUGUGUUCUCUGGA